AUGACAGGCCGGGACGCGUUUUUCGACGGGCGUGCCAGGAGUAAGGCGCUGGUGCCUGGAGGGCCCCCCGCCGGCUCGCGCCCACGGGGCUUCGCCAUCACCGACUUGCUGGACCUGGAGGCAGAGCUGCCCGCACCUGCGGGUCCCGGGCUGGGAUCGGACUGCGAAGGCCCGGCGGCCGCGCCCUGCGGGGGUCCAGGGCUCGGGGGCUCUUGCCUGGCGCGCGGGGCCCUCCCGUUAGGGCUCGGCAUCCUCUGCGGCUUCGGGGCGCAGCCGCCUGCGGCCGCCAGGGCGCCCUGCCUGCUCCUCGCCGACGUGCCGUUCCUGCCGCCCGAGGGGACUAAGCCCCCGGCACCGCAAGCCCCCGGCUGCCCGCCGCCCCCUGCCGCCCGCCAGAAGCGCAGCGAGAGCGUCUCGACGUCCGAUGAGGACAGUCCAGCUGAAGAUAGGAGUGACCUGAGGGCGUCCCCCGUCCCCGGCAAGAGGAAGAAGCGGAGACACAGGACCGUUUUCACUGCCCACCAGCUAGAAGAGCUGGAGAAGGCCUUCGGCGAGGCCCACUAUCCUGACGUGCACGCCCGGGAAACGCUGGCCGUGAAAACUGAACUCCCCGAAGACCGAAUACAGGUCUGGUUCCAGAACCGCAGGGCCAAGUGGCGGAAGCGGGAGAAGCGCUGGGGCGGCAGCAGCGCGAUGGCGGAGUACGGGCUGUACGGCGCGAUGGUGCGGCACUGCCUCCCGCGGCCCGACGGCGUGCGCGGCCCCGCGGCCCCGGGCGCGCCCUGGCUCCUGGGGAUGUAUAAAAAAUCCACAGGGAUGAAAAGGAAAGCAGAAGGUGAAGAAAAGCUGGCAGGACCAUGGGGCCGUGACCAUGCUGACCGUCUCAAGGAAGGUUCUGGCCCAGGUCAGGCAGGACCCCAGAGGGGCUCGGAGGGAGGCAGCCCUGAGAGUGGCCUGCAAGACGUGGCCAUUGACCUGUCCGGCUCCGCCCGGCAGGAGACCAAGGAAGCACAGCAGGGGGCCAGUGGCCAAGGAUGUUCAGACUCCGAGGGGCCAGAGGGGCUCCAGCUGGGGAAGAGGGGGCCCUAGCGAGGCCACAGAUCCCCCUCAGAGGCUGGACACGGGCACCUGCCUCACCCGUUUUGUCCAAAAGACAAAUACUCUUCUUACGCU
Camelus dromedarius (Arabian camel) is the source of this 1173-nucleotide messenger RNA. RefSeq names its product visual system homeobox 1 (gene VSX1). The coding region runs from base 1 to 1089 and encodes 362 amino acids. The record is from RefSeq and is a predicted model, not a curated record. The transcript has 5 exons. Gene Ontology annotation, cellular component: nucleus. Gene Ontology annotation, molecular function: transcription cis-regulatory region binding; DNA-binding transcription factor activity, RNA polymerase II-specific. Gene Ontology annotation, biological process: regulation of DNA-templated transcription; neuron development. NCBI's taxonomy places the organism in Eukaryota, Metazoa, Chordata, Mammalia, Artiodactyla, Camelidae.